UCAAUUUCUCUCACUUUGUUUCCUGUUUCCUGUUUUCACACAAGAGUAGAGACUAUGGACAACCAAUGCAGCCCUUUGCUCAGCAGCUGGGCAUACUACUGCCAGGGAAAGAGCAUGGAAGACUUGAGGCAUUCCCUUUUGUAUGCAACUAUGGAGCUGGAACAAACAAGGGCUGCAGCACAAGAGGAGCUGAGGAAGAGAGAUGAGCAAUUGAGCCACCUCAGAGAUCUGCUUAACAAUGCUAUCAGAGAAAAAGAUGAAGCCCAAGACAAAUGCCAAAGACUCUUCCUUGAGAAACUCCUCCUCCAACAACAGCUUCAACAACAACACAACCACACAGCUCCUCUCUCUGGGAUGUCAAGCAUAGAAGAUGAUCCCAGAAGAGGAGGGAUUGACUCCAACAAUGGUGGAGGCUUUUCUUCCUCAGAUUGUGAAGAGAGUAUUGUGUCUUCACCAGUAAUUGACCCAAUUCCACCAACCCAGUUGCCAUUACCACCAUCAUCUCUUCAGAAACAAAUUGGGAAUUUAGUGCCUGACAAGCCAUUGCCUGAAAAGGGCAAGCUUUUACAGGCAGUGAGAAAUGCUGGUCCAUUACUCCAGACCCUUCUUUUGGCUGGACCACUCCCUCAAUGGAGACACCCACCUCCUCCUCUUGAGUCCUUUGAGAUCCCACCUGUCACUAUUACUUCACCACCAAUACCACUGCCAAAGCCACUGCUCCUCCACCAAGACUCCUUACUUAGUGUUAAUGGCUGCAACAGGAAGAGGGCUCUUUGUGAAGGCUCUGACUCCCCUAAUUCAGAGACCAAGUACCAAAGAGUAGUCCACCACUGACUGCUGCUAGAGCUGCCUCAGAUUAAUCCCCUGAUUUCAUAGCUUUUAUAUCUAUAACUAUAAUUUGAUACAACUAAAGGGUUAGUGAGGAUGAGAUAUCAAGUGGGUAUGUGACUGAUCUAGCAUUUUGUAUAGAGGAAGGUUUGAUCUAGGAAGAGAGCUUUGUUUGUAGUCUUCUAUGCCAGAGUUUUUGCUUGGGGGGUUUAAUUCGUCUCUGUUACCUUUCACAUUUUACAUGUUGUGAAAGAGGUUACCUGAUUUUUCCAUAUUGUAUUGUGGGAACUAAAAUGUAACUCUGAUACUAGUUCAGUAAGAGUUUCAUUCUGUUUGUACGAGUGAGGUUGAGAGAGAUCACAUCAAACAUUAAG
Molecule: messenger RNA, 1202 nt
Organism: Fragaria vesca subsp. vesca
Lineage: Eukaryota; Viridiplantae; Streptophyta; Magnoliopsida; Rosales; Rosaceae
Exons: 2
Coding region: 55-834 (259 amino acids)
Source: RefSeq, a predicted model, not a curated record